Molecule: messenger RNA, 1221 nt
Organism: Cucurbita moschata (crookneck pumpkin)
Lineage: Eukaryota; Viridiplantae; Streptophyta; Magnoliopsida; Cucurbitales; Cucurbitaceae
Product: PLASMODESMATA CALLOSE-BINDING PROTEIN 1-like
Exons: 4
Coding region: 270-1115 (281 amino acids)
Source: RefSeq, a predicted model, not a curated record
GGGGGUCUCUUUCUAUUGCUUGUGGUAUCCAACUACUUCAUUGCCUGCUUUCUCAAGUUUUCUUAUAUUCUUUUUCUUCUUGGUGAUCCAAGAAAGCUUUGAUUCUUAAGUUUUAUGAAUAAAAAUAAUUUACAGUGAAAAGAUAUUCAGUACUAUUCAGCAACAGUUUUGGUCUGCUCUCUCAUUUGAUGUGUUUUAUUAAAGCUUGGCUUCUCUCUCAUUAUUACUACUAAAUCCUCGAAGAGCAAAUCACAGACAACUUAAGAGUCAUGGGUUCCAACAUUCUCAGGAAUUUGGCACUAUUCUUCUUACUCUUCUCAGGUUCAAGUUUUGCAGAGAAACCUCCUAUACAAGAAGAAAAUCAACAAGACAUACCUCUGCAGAGUGAAGAAGACAGAAAGAUCUUCUCUCCUUCAGUACAUUUCACUCAGUUGGAUGACGUCCCCAUUGUAAACCCAGCGACAACGCCAGGAGAAGUUCAAACUCCAAUAGUAAACCCAACUACGUCGCCACAGACGGUACCGAACUCAGUAAACCCUAAUAUGAUGACUCCCACCACGGGGCCUGGGAACUCUGGUGGAGGUUCAUGGUGUAUUGCAAGCUCUGCUGCUUCCCCAACUGCUCUACAGGUGGCUCUUGACUACGCCUGUGGCUAUGGCGGUGCCGACUGUUCGGCGAUUCAGCCAGGUGGGAGCUGCUAUGACCCCAACACCGUGAAGGACCAUGCUUCUUAUGCCUUCAAUGACUAUUACCAGAGGAAUCCAGCUGCUACUAGCUGUGUUUUUGGAGGAACAGCUCAACUGGUUAGCACAGACCCAAGUAAUGGUAACUGUCACUUUGCAACAUCCAGAGCUGUACCAAGCCCCCCUCCACCGGCAGUUCCAAACCCAACACCACCGCCGCCUGUAAUCCCAACACCAACACCGCCCAUCACCACAAUACCAACCAUGACACCGCCAGCUCCCACGAACCCAACGUUUACGCCCACAGAUCCAUCGAUGUAUGGUGCAGAACCAUCAGGCAUGCCCAGCUCAGCCACUUCAAUAUCAAAACGAUCACUGCUGCUUUUGGCCAUGACUUACCUUUUGGGUUCGCUUGUGGCAGAUCAUCUGUAAGAAGAAGGAAUCUCAUUUCUUCUCUCCACAGAGAGAUGGCAAUCGCUUAUUUGCUGCACAUUUUUGCAUUGUUAGACAUCAAUAUGAUAAAAGGAAAGAUUAUAUA